Dioszegia hungarica is the source of this 4344-nucleotide messenger RNA. RefSeq lists its product as uncharacterized. Gene Ontology annotation, molecular function: nucleic acid binding. The transcript is spliced from 14 exons. NCBI's taxonomy places the organism in Eukaryota, Fungi, Basidiomycota, Tremellomycetes, Tremellales, Bulleribasidiaceae. The record is from RefSeq and is a predicted model, not a curated record. The coding region runs from base 1 to 4344 and encodes 1447 amino acids.
AUGCCCGGCUCCGCCAACCGCCCCUGGGACGAAAUGAACUCCCCCAUCACUCCUCCCCAUCCCUUGCCGUACCGUCAGCCCUCGUACUCGGCCGCGCAGAAGCACCUCGCCUUCUCCCCGCCCCCUUCAUCGUCAGCUCACGGUAGCGUCCAGGUUGCGGAGGAGGAAGAUGAUGGUGGGUGGGGAGUGGACUAUAAUCCUUCAGGCAAUAAGAAGAGGGGGAAGAUGGCACGGGGCGUUGAGACUUCAUCUUUUGGGAUCAUGCUGGGCACUGUUCCGCCUAUCAAGCAGGCGUACCAGGACAAGACUCGAUCUGCUUCUCCCGCCCAGCAGGAAGCGCGCUCGGUCCCUGCACUCGCACAGACUGUGGAGACGUACGAGCCCGAGGUGGUCCAAGUGGCCGAGAAGCCGACUGCGGAAGAAGGCACCAACUCCACCGACCAGCAGAUCGCCAAUGUCCUCCUUGGCUCCGGGAUCCCUCUGACCGGUGAUAUUCUGAGCCGCCUCAAGCAGCUUCUGGACAAUCAGCUCCCGCCCGUCCAUCCAGCGGCGGUCCCUACCGAGCAGGCUCCGGCUCCUCACCUGCCCCCUCAUGCGGCUCCGUCAGUCCCGUCCGCUCCGUCCCAGGUGGCCAUGGCCGGUGCGGACGCAAGCACCCCAGCUCCUGCCGCUUACCAAAGCGUUAUCAUCGGUGGCGAGUACAAUGGUCCAAUCGGCGCUCCUCCUCCCGGUGUCCGACAUGGUCUUUUCGAUCCUAAUCGGGUCGCCCUGCCCAACCUCAAGUGGGGAAGGAAGACGCCCGAGGUGAGGCAGAGCGAGGAGCGUCUUGCGCCCUUCUCUUCGAGCGCUGCUAUUCCCCCUCCGCCGCCCGGAGUCAACGGACACCCCGCCUUCACUUCCGACCAGAUUCCUCCUCCUUCUACCGUCCGCGGACAGGGAGCAGAUGACGCCGUCUCGGACGGAGGGUGGAUGGAGGACGCCAAAACGCCCACUCCCGCUCCCGCACCCAAUCUAGCGCCGGCGUUCGCGCCCACCCAUACUCCCACCUUCGACCCAAAUCCCCCCCUCGCUCCAGCUCCCGCAGCCGACUACUUCAAUCCCAACCCCACCGAAAAGUCACUUCCGCACGGCGGCUGGGCGCCCGAACUCCAAGCUCAAGCCCAAGCGAUAGACGAUACAACCCCCGAUGGAGGCUGGGACCCCAAGAUCAAAGUCCUCAACUGGGCUCGGGAUGUCUCGCCACCAUCGGCCACCCCGCACACUCCUCCGCCCAUCAUCAGGGAUGAGGCGGAUGCGUCUGUUUUCCUGCUGGGCGCCUCGGUUUCGGAUGGAGAGAGCGGGGCGGAUACGGAUCUGCCUACGCCUGGGCGGGAGGUACGGCCGCUCCAGGAGUUUACGGGGCAGGGGUAUACGGAUAACCCGCCGGCUCCCACUUCCACCGUCCAGUCAUUGACUAUCGACAUGCGCACGCACCAAUCGACCGAAGGGGAAGCUCGAGCUCCGCGGCCGCGCAAGCAUUGGGAGCGGUCUGAUGCCUACUACAAGCGGGACCCACACCCUGCCUUCAGCGUCCGUUUCGCGAACAAGCGGAUCUUAGUCCGCUUCCCUUACGCCAUCCGCCGGAAUAUUGCCAAGAAGGCGAUGUAUGACCACUUCUUAUCGUAUGGGUCUAUCCGCAUGGUAUGGUUCCACGAGCUCUACGCCGACGAGUCAUGCAGCUCAGUCUUGCUCGUCUUCGAUGACGAAGGAUCCGCCGAGGCCUGCCUCGCCGAUCCCAAGCACGCGGAAUGCUACAUCCAGCCAGACGGCAGCCGGUCCGAACCCAUCCUCAUCAACCUCCACGUCUCCCUCUCGCCGAAAUACCUCCUCUGCCGUACGAUCUGCGUCAGGCUCAGCGGUCAGCGUCCCGACAGUCGGUCCCGCUCGGCCUCUCCACCCCGCCGAGCUCGAGCCGGAACCGAUAUCGCCGAAUCCGAGUAUCAGUCCGGUACCUUGCGUCACCCGGAAGAGGCCGGAUUCAAUAUGCAGCCACUUCCGAGCGUCGUCCAUAUCGACGCGGUGCCCAGAGAGAAUCACCGUACGAGAUUGCCUGAAUUCUGGGCACGAGUACGACCGCAGGGCGAUAGGCUGGAGGAUGUGCAGAGCAAGACGUCCAAGGCGGCGGUCGCGCGGAUCACGUCGAUUGAGUUUGGACGUAGGAUCGCCGAGAAGGACAUCGUUCCUCGGCUGUGCGAGAUCUUUGUCGAGAUCGUACAUAUCGUCCCGCCCACGCAGCGCGGCGAGAGCUGGCUCGUCACAUUGAACGGCCGUACUGAUGCGCGGUCCCUGAUGGAUGAGUUGAUGAAGAUCCCGGGAAUCACCACGCACUGGGCGCCCGACGGUGUCGGCUUGCCAGAUGACGAUACGCCUCCAUAUCGUCCCUCAGCGGCGGACCGGGUCGACUGGUUCGUCCCCGACGACAAGGGCGUGGACGGCGGUCGUUCGCACGCCGAGCCGGAGUCGAAGCCGGGACCAAGACAACCCCACGUCGACCCGCGUCGCAACCCGGACGAGCAGGAUCCUGCUGCGAAGCAGUCCCGACCAUCCCCCCCGCCCCUGCAGAUCUCGGCGGCAUCGACGGUCGCCCCUCGAUCGACAGUGGCGGCAGCGCCGACCUCUCCGUCUUCUCCGGUCUUGGAGCAGGCCAUCCCUACCCCUUUACUCCCCGCGGACGAGAUUGACCCGCAAUACCCUCACCUCCGCAAGAGGAUUAUUCCCAUCUACCGAGGUCGGACCCUCCGGGAGGACCUCUCGGGCGAGACACCAAGCUACGUCGAUGAUGCGGCGGUGUUUGCGGGAAGGAUCGUCAAAGAGUCAGAGACGGAGCAUACCCUCUUUGAGCGGUUCAGCCGGUACGGGCAGAUCUGCGGGAUCGAGUACAACCCCUUGCGCGUCCAGACGACCUACGCGACUGCUAGGAUCUUGUAUAGUUCCAAGGCGGCCGCUGAUCGCGCGCUGCAGUUUGAGCAAGGCGCCAUCUCGUUUGGCUCGAUGCUGAAGGUGGAGAAGCGUCGAGUGCUGGCGAGUGACGUUCAGCUGGAGGAGCGGUACAUUGACGAAUGGGGACGGGCAUACAGCCCCUCCAUGGUCUCGCAGUACUCCCCACCUCAACGCCCGGUCGAGGAUGAUUUGAUGUUCGUCCAGCCUCCACCGCUCUUCACUCCGCCGCCGAUGUUUCCCCCUCCCCAGCAGAUGCAGUGGAUCCCGUUCCCGCCACCGCCGGGGAUGCAAGGUCCGGUGACGGACGGUCUCGCUCAAGGACCGCCUCAGUCUUUUCCGCCGUUCCCGUUCCCGCCGGGGCAUCAGCAGGGAGGUGGUCAGUCAGGUCCACACUCGCAUUUGAUGCCGGUCCUAUACGCUAUGGGAGUCGGAUACUACCCUCCGCCCAACUACCCACAGCCACCUCAUAUGGCGAAUGGACCCGGCGCGUCGGAGCAACUCCCCACUCCGCCUGUCACCCCCUUUUUUGGGCUCUUCCCCGCUGGUCCUCCUCUCGUCCACACCGGCCCAUCUCAGGCGCCCAAUGACCCCACUCCGGACCCUCCGGCGCCACACCAGCCACCACCCACCUUGGCCGAACCUACCUCCCCAUCCGGCCGUCUCCUGUCGCCUCGGAUCAUCGAGACCAAGAUGAAUAACGGCACCUUCACAGUCAUCUACGACGAGAUCGAGCUCAAGCGAUGGCGUGAAGAAAGGGGGAUCGCGGAGCCUCAUCCUCGGGAAGAUGGUCCACUUCCUGCUUCCCACUCGGCAGCUCCAGCUCCAGGGCAGGAGUAUCGGCCGGUCGAGCGGGAUCUGAGCAACAUCUCGAUCGAUUCUCUAAACCUCGGCGGAUCGGCGACCCUGACGGCGGACGCGUCAUGUGGGAGCUUCCGGACGCACGAGCAGCAGCUGCAGAUGGUCCAGCAGCAGCAGGAGCAGCAGGCGCAAGGCCAGGGUCAAAGGGUACAUGCGCUGCCUGUCCCGUUCAGUCCUCCAAGGGGGAAUGGGCAGUUCAGCCCGGAAACUCAGUUCCGGCCGUACGACCCGUCCCACGCCGCCCAUGCCAAUGGCAACGGCCAUGGCGUCGAUAACGUCCACAACGGUUUCGGUAAUGGAAAUGGUUUCGCCAACGCCAACGGGACUGGUAACGGCAACUCUCACCCCUUCUACCACGAACACCAAGACAGCUAUGGUGCUCAAGGGUACGAGGAGCAGCGAUACCGCGGUCGAGGACGGACGACUGCGCCGAGGGGUCCGAAGGCUCGCCAAGAUCCGGGGAGCCCAGGGCAGGAAAGGGCGGGGUAUGGCUGGCAGGGUCGAUGA